Molecule: messenger RNA, 1539 nt
Organism: Papaver somniferum (opium poppy)
Lineage: Eukaryota; Viridiplantae; Streptophyta; Magnoliopsida; Ranunculales; Papaveraceae
Product: acyl-CoA C20 Delta5-desaturase-like
Exons: 5
Coding region: 385-1275 (296 amino acids)
Biological process (GO): lipid metabolic process
Cellular component (GO): endoplasmic reticulum membrane
Molecular function (GO): oxidoreductase activity, acting on paired donors, with oxidation of a pair of donors resulting in the reduction of molecular oxygen to two molecules of water
Source: RefSeq, a predicted model, not a curated record
UUUUCCUUUUGUGGGGUUGAGAAUCCGUAUUCCAUUCUCUGCAAAUCUUUUACUCAUAAUGGUGUUGUUUUUUAUCUGUACAGGAUUAACAAACCUUUUUGUAAACCCUCGAAAGAAGAUUUCUUGAUGCAAAUCAGAGGCUUGGAACUUCAUGCAAACUUUGUUCUUUUAAUAAAUAUCCAGUUUUCAAGACAACAAAAAGAGAAGGUUAGUUAACAACGAGAGAAGGUUAGUUAACAACGAGAGAAGGUUAGUUAAAAUGCGUUCCAAAGCAAUUGCAUUUAGAGUUCGAAUUCGAAAGCAAGUGCAACAGCAUAUAUAAAUAGGCGUAGUGGGAGUGAACUACAAAGUACGCGUAAAAGAGAGAAGAACGUAAAUCAAAAUAUGUCUCUGCAGGUACAAUCGCAGGGUACAAAAUAUGAGCUGACACCUUCAAUAAGAAGAUUGGAUUAUUUCUGGGAUGCCGCCAACUUGGCGGUAAUAAUUCUGGAGCAUAUUUGUGUAUUAGCUGCUCCAUUCCAUUUUACUUGGAAUGCAUUGUGGGUUUGUGUCAUAUUAAGUAUCCUAACUGGACCUAUAGGGGUUGGUCUUUGUUUCCACAGAAGCCUUUGUCACAAAAGUCUUAAGCUCACAAAAUCACUUGAAUAUUUGUUUGCUUAUUUCGGACUUCAUGCUGGACAGGGAGACCCAAUAUUUUGGGUAAGCAUUCAUCGGUGUCACCAUCAGUUUGUGGAUUCCGUCAAAGACCCACAUAGCCCAAUCGAAGGAUUUUGGUUCAGCUACAUUAACUGGAUUUUUCAUCACUCCUAUCUAAAGGAAAAGUUAGGAAAACGAAACAAUGUAAUGGAUUUACGAAAGCAAGCCUACUACAGGUUUCUUCGGAAAACAAUAUCGCUUCAUCUAGUUGGACUGGGACUGUUGCUGUACUUUGCUGGAGGCUUGCCCCACCUUAUUUAUGGAAUGGGUGUUAGAAUGGCAUACUCACACCAUGGGACGUUCAUCAUCAAUUCAGUAUGCCAUACAUGGGGUAACAGACCAUAUAACACCAAAGAUUUAUCCACGAACAAUUGGUUGAUGAACCUAUUAAAUUUAAGUGGAGAAGGCUGGCACAAUAACCAUCACGCCUUUGAAUUCUCGGCUCGGUUAGGGCUGGAAUGGUGGCAGCUCGACUUUCCUUGGUAUGUUAUAAAGCUACUUGAGAGCCUUGGGUUAGCAACAGACGUCAAAGUCCCUACGGAACAUCAGAAACUAGAAAUGUCUUUUAAAAACCAAUAAAUGAAUUUCAUUAAAGUCCUACCGGUAUUAUGUGUAUGUAUCGAUAUCAUUAAUAAAUUACUUGGUGUGGUGUGGUGUGCUGUGUUCCUGUUUUAAAUAAGUUAAGGCGGAGGAUUACCGCUCUUUAGACUAGUGCGAUUUGGCUUUCUUUGGCUUAUAUUGUAAACUAUAUAUGCAGCUAUGCGUAUGUUUUAUGGUCAUGGUAUAAUGGGUUUGCACUGAAUGUCAUUAAUCCUCAUCAUGCAGCUAUUCUGAAUUUUACGG